AUGGACGGCUCGGCAGCUCGGCAGUUCAACAGCUCCAGGCUCGGGAGCUUGACCCACUUGACCAGGGCUCGGCGUGCUGUUGCUUGGGGGAUCGUCUGUGUGCGCGUUGGUGGGGUCACAGCCUGGUCCAGCCCCCUCCUGCUGACAACGCAGCCUACGCCCGACGUUUGGUCCACCCAUGCCGUGCCCGUUUGGCUCAACGACUCCAGGCUGGGCAUCGAGGGAACCUGGUUGACCAUGGGGCCUGGGCGUAGCACCUGCCCCAAUGCCAAUACCAGCUGCGUCCUGUAUGAUACACUUGAUGUUUCCCUGGCCAUGAUGCCAGCCACGCGAGGCCAACCCGUCACCGUCGCCCUUCAAAGUUACCACGCCACCUCGGGCGCCCAACGCGUGGCCCUCGCUCUGAUCGCCCACCUACCGGAUGGCACACAAACCAUCCUUGCUUUGGAUGACUCUUGGAAAGCCUGGAAUGCCGAUUCUUACUUUAAUCCAGGACCAUCCAUUGGCCCAACCUAUACCCAACCCCAAGAAAACCUCAUGGCCGCAGCUUUCCCUCUAGGUUGGACCAAGUCAGGGUUUGCCGACGCGCACUGGAAUGCCCCAGUGCUCCAGUCGCCAUGGGCCGAGCCUCCACAGCCGAAAACCACGCCGCCUUUGCUGUUUGAAACUGGAGCACAGGCCCGCGUCUCCCAAAUUGACACAUACACCUGGGCGUUUGACUUUGCCACCGAGAUCAUGGCGGGCUUCCAGGUCCAACUCAAUGCACCUGCCCACAGCGAGUUUAUCGUCCGAUUGGGCGAAGAACUUACCGAUGCCAAAGGGCAUGUACUUGAUCCCAUGCGAACGGGAAAUAACUACACUUUUCUAUGGUCAAUGCCGCCCGACGCGGAAACGGGCUACUUUGAGAUGCACGACUACGUCCUCUUCCGCUAUGGCACCAUCCAAUGCACAUCGUGCACGACGGAGAAGGUGCCGUCACCCAACAUCGAGGCUUGGAGCGUGCGAUACCCCUUUGAUGUCAACGCUACUACUUUUGCUGGGUACACCCACCACUCUGACCCGCCAGGCGUUCUGCUCCAUGUUCACGAUCAGUCAUACCUACGAGUCUCAUGCUGCGUGGACUCCCUCUGUAGACCAGAACCCUUACAGAGCCUUUGGCAACUUGCACACAACACCGUGAUUCGCACUUCCCUCGACACGAUGACCGAUAGCAACACUCGUGAGCGACUGCCAUAUGAAGGCGAUGCGUACAUCACUGCCAUGUUGGCCAACUACUUUACGGACGACUAUCUGCGCCUCUCGGCAGCGGCAGGGCAAACCAACGCUAGCCUAGGGCCAUUGGCUGCCAAUUUACGCCGUGGCUACAAUGCAGCCAUGCUGGACACUUCCACUUGCCUCUAUCGCGAUGGCGUCAAUGUGUCACAUGCGGCUGUGCAUUCAACCUACUUUGCAAUUUGGUUGGGCAUGGCCAAUGGCUCGCAGUGUGAACCAGACGCUGCCGCUCUGUGGAAUCGUACAGGAAUGAUCCCAAGUGUCUACGGAGCUUUGGCCGUUGUGGGGGCACUGGCUGUGCUUUGCAUGUGCGACGCCCGGCUGUAUGACUGCAACAUGGACACCAAUGCAGGCACUUGGCACCGCUGGAAACACGAGCGUGACCCUUCCGACGCUCGCCGGCGCUUUCACGCUCACGGUCGCGCCGGGGCAGGUGAUGGCCCGCAUCCCAGGCGGCACUCGCCUAACCAUGUGUUGUGUCGAUGGAUCGACGUGCGUUGA
This is a messenger RNA of Monosiga brevicollis MX1, 1773 nucleotides long. RefSeq lists its product as uncharacterized. The record is from RefSeq and is a predicted model, not a curated record. Lineage: Eukaryota; Choanoflagellata; Craspedida; Salpingoecidae. The transcript is spliced from 10 exons. Bases 1 to 1773 code for a protein of 590 amino acids. Gene Ontology annotation, biological process: carbohydrate metabolic process.